Messenger RNA from Pocillopora meandrina, 4241 nucleotides. Lineage: Eukaryota; Metazoa; Cnidaria; Anthozoa; Scleractinia; Pocilloporidae. The record is from the annotation of a GenBank genome assembly.
UAUGAAGAACUGCUAUGCUCUCCCUCUUUGGUGGGUGGGCUUCAACAACAACUAUCAAUUUGCUUCUUAGCGGUUGACAUUCUCCUCUCCAUUACAGCAUUUGCUGGAAAUUUUCUUAUCCUUGUGGCACUUCAUAAGGAAUCUUCCCUGCAUCCGCCGUCCAAACUCCUGUAUUGUUGUCUGGCAACAACUGAUCUGUUAGUUGGUCUUGCUUCCCUGCCUCUAUAUGCUCUAUAUUGGAUGUCCGUGUUUCAAGAACACUGGAGCCUUUGUCGAUACGUAAGGGAUGCAGCCUACAUCACAGCCUAUGUAUUGUUUUUAGUGUCUUUGAUGACGAUGACGGCCAUAAGCUUGGACAGACUUCUCGCCCUGUUGUUGGGACUGCGAUACAAACAAAUUGUAACUUUGAAGCGCACGUAUAUUAUUGUAACUACCUUUUGGGUUUUUAACCUUGUCGCCUCUUUAUGUGGAAUUUUUCAUCACCGUAUAAUCUUUAUGUACAGCUCCCUAGUUAUAUCAUUUUGCCUGGUAAUAUCCUUCGCAUCGUACACAAAGAUUUUUUGCACUCUCAGAUAUCACCAAGCACAAGUAGGAGAUCAACAACAGCUGAACCAAACAAAGGCACUGAACAUGGCGCGAUUCAGAAAAGCAGUAUACAGUGCACUGUGGGUGCAGUUAGCAUUAGUUGUUUGUUAUGCACCAGUAUGUACAGUGAAUAUUGUGAUCGCUCAUACCAAAAAAUAUUCAUUACUCUUAUUCGUCAUAAAUAAAGUAGCAAUUAUUUUACUUUGCUUCAACUCAACGUUAAACCCGUUCCUAUACUGCUGGAAGAUUAGUGAAGUGAGACAAGCAGUGAAGCAGACAAUUAGAGAAGCACUUUGCUGAGUUAGGUUUUCCUCGAGUUCUUCAGACUUUGAAAGCAAAGUCAUUAAGUCACGAUUAUUAUUGGAGAGCAGUCGUUAAAUACGUUUUUGGAUAAUAGUAAAUAAGUGGCUCAAUAGAAUAGUUGCACAGGCUGUUGUCAAAAGUCUUUAUAUCACCGAGAACAAUUUAACAACAGACUAGGUAACCCUAGCUAUGUGUUUUUCAAAAGAAAGGUUUCUAACCGCUAUGCUAAAAUAAGAGAUGUCACAAUGCAAGAAAAGACAUGUAAACAUUUUAAUUACAUGUUUUCUCCUCUCUGCAAUAUCAAUGCAUCAGAUGAAACUUCAAAAAAGUAGUUUAAAAGUUUAUUUCACGCAUUAACGAAGUGAUAAAAUAGAUAUUUUAAGACUUAGGAGUCCCACAUCAUAUUGUAAAACAAAAAAAAUAUAGCCCAUGUCUUUGUGUUUGCCAAGGGAAUUCACUUUCAGUGCCAAUUUGAAAUUAAACUGAAACGUUAUCUACGGUAAACAGCAGCUGGUUGCGGCAAACAUGUUCUUGUUUAAUUAGUUUAAAUGAUUCCGUCGCUGUACUGAAUUAUCAAAGAGAAUUAGAAGGAAAAUUCCCUGGGAAGGAUCUGUUGUUGAAGGAGGGAUUGACGACUCUUUUAGCGAUUAAAUCUUUCAUCUCGUUUGUCUGUCAUCUAAUCCUCCGUCGAUAAGUAAAAUGACUAACAUGAAGUCGGUAUAAAAUAUUGAAUCGAUAGAGAGUAAUUUUUCUGCUAAAAGGAAAUUUGGUUUGACUCCAAACUUAAAACGAGGCGGCGUGUCUGUUGCGGUGAAGUAAUUUCUCCUUAACUUUGACAGGGUAUUUUUAAGAAUUGUUUCGUGCGUCAGUGUGCGGUCAUUAAUAUAUGAUGCACGCAGGACGUUUGGAGAGCGUGAAAGAUACGCAAGAGUUGCUUAACACGCAACUAAGAGUGAUCGUAGGUUCAUAAAUAAUAAAUGCUGUUUAUGUCGGUUUAACAAGGUGCGGGUUUUAAUUCAACUUCGCCUUAGGAAUUACUCAACAAUAUUCACUUCAUCUCCAGCAAAUAAUUAUGAAAUAUUUUUAUCGAGAGUUGAUAGUUUUUAAGUAUCCAUUCCUUCAUUUUCCUUCUCGAUCAAUAGAUUACUGGACUGUUUGUUAUGGAUUUGACAUCCUCAGCUUAAACCUAUGGGGAGAAUAUUUCAAUUUAAUUACCUUUCAGUGCUAGUUGGUGCUGAAACUGAAAUUCACUGAUUGAGAUUAAAAACUUGUCGCAGUCCACCCAAAUGCUUUAGUAGUUCAAUAAGCUGCAGUCGCUGUUCGGAGGAAAUGAAAAUUUCCUGGAUAAAACUCCUACUCUGUAUUAAAGAAUUGGAUGAGUUGUUGGUUUGUCUAUCAGCAAUUUUCCCGUCCAAAAAUAGAACAACGGAUCUAUAUAUUUAAACUUAUUUUCGAAAAUAUUGCUAUUUGAAAAAUAUAUUAAAUAGUCUAUAUGUAUAUUUUCUUUUCUCAACACAAAGUGUCUCUUUCUGAUGAGAAAAGAAAAGAUAUAUUUAUUUAUGAUAUGUAUUUCCAAAUAUGAAAGGUUUUUAAAAACGGGUAUUUACAUACAUGUAUAAAGCCGAAAGAGACGCAGUCAUGUAAACGAGGCCUAAUACAAGUCUGAAUCUGCCGUGGCAAGCAGGUGUCUUCUUAACAACUUAUUCGUUCCUUAGUGUCCGUAAUAAAGCACGAGGCAAUUUUAGAGAGUGUGAAAUAUGGGUCAGGGUUGGUGAAGACGAAGCUUCUCCUAGAAUGUUGAUAAGCUUUGAGCACCCAUCUCUUCAUUUUCCAUCUCGGUUAAUAAAUUAUGCUGUUUACUUUAUUAUCGGGAACUACUUGUCAUCCCCUGAGGAGAGUCAUUAAUUGCUCAAGAGAAUCGCAGGAGCAAAAAUUUAAUAACUUUCCUUUCACUAUCGUAGAAAAUGGCUUGCUGGCGUGAUGACUUGAUCUUGUUACGAUUUUGUUUUUAGUUCUAGUCGGAUACGAAACAGAGAGAAAAAAGCAACAAAGCGCAAUUAGAUACACGGUGAUUUUCAAAUAUUUUGAAACAAGUUUGUAUGUGUGGCCUAACAUUAAUUUUAAAUAGUUGUAUAGUCUACGUGUCGCACCAUAAAAAUACCAACUUAACAGAUAUUUCUAUAUUUACCCUUAAUUUCUAUUUCAUAGCUGAGGCACCCAAAGGUUCCCGGGAAAAAGUAAUAUUUUUGAGCCAACAGAAAAUUUAUUGCUGCAUUGUAAAUGUGUAAGUCUUUAUGUGAUUGUUCCCUAGGAAGUAAGGCUUCGGUAAUCCUUUGCUGCUAUUUUUCGUUGCAAGAACAGAAACCUACAAGAAAAGGGAAACGCCGAAGACAGAAUUAUGUCGACAACAAAUUUCAAUAGGGGUAGAAGUCACAUGAAAUCAUAUCAAGAACUGCUAUGUUCUCCCUCUUUGGUGGGUGAGCAUCAAAAACUAUCAAAUUGUUUCGCAGCAGUUGACAUUAUCCUCUCCAUCACAACAUUUCUUGGAAAUUCUCUUAUCCCUGUUGCUCUUAAUCUUCCCUCCACCCGCCGACCAAACCCUUCUAUCGUUGUCUGGCAACAACUGACCUGUUGAUUGGUCUUGUUGCUCAGCCUCUCCGUGUUACUUAUUGGAUGUCGGUGGUUCACAAACAUUGGAGUCUUUGUCAUUACGCAUGGGAUGCAGCCUACAUUACAGGAGUACAUGUGGAGUUUCUUUGCUGACGAUGGCGGUGAUAAGCGUGGACAGACUUAUCGCCCUGUUGUCGGGGCUGAGAUACAAAGAGAUUGUAACUUUGAAACGCAUUUAUAUCACUAUAGCUAGCUUUUGGGUUUUAUGUCUUGUCGCCUCUUUAAGCACCAUUUUCGAUCGGCGAACAACCGUUUUGUAUGCCUUGAUAUUGAUACCACUUUCGCUGCUUAUUUCACUCGCCUCGUGCACAAAGAUAUUUCGCACUCUCAGACAACUCAGGCACAAGUACAAGAUCAUAUUCAACAACAGCUGAGCCAACCAAAUGUACUAAACAUGGCGCGAUACAGAAAGGCAGUGCACAGUGCACUGUGGGUACAGUUAGCAUUAGUUGUUUGCUAUACGCCAUGCUACAUAGUGGGAAUUAUAGUCACUUAUAGCACAACAUAUUUAUCACACUUAGUCGUCAUAUUGCAAAUGGCAACUAUCUUAGUAUUCUUUAAUUCGACGUUAAACCCGUUCCUAUAAUGCAGGUGAAGACUGCUGAAGUGAGACAAGCAAUGGAGCAGACAAUCAGACAAGCACUUUGCUGUCCAUGGAGUUAGACCAUUCUCGAGUUAUUCAU